Messenger RNA from Bemisia tabaci, 4626 nucleotides. RefSeq names its product Phospholipase D (gene Pld). NCBI's taxonomy places the organism in Eukaryota, Metazoa, Arthropoda, Insecta, Hemiptera, Aleyrodidae. Gene Ontology annotation, biological process: intracellular signal transduction; phosphatidic acid biosynthetic process; phospholipid catabolic process. Gene Ontology annotation, molecular function: D-type glycerophospholipase activity; phosphatidylinositol binding. Gene Ontology annotation, cellular component: intracellular membrane-bounded organelle. The record is from RefSeq and is a predicted model, not a curated record.
UUCAAGAGCUUCUUCUUUGAAUUUACCGAAUUUCAUUCUCCGACUCAUUUCCCAGUUCUGUUCUGUGAUAAGAAGACCGUGUUUUUUCUAGUUCCUCCUAAAAUAUGUUUAGUUGUUACCAGUGUGUUUUAUCCUUUAGGUGAUGUAUUAAACUAGAGUAAAACCUUGUUUACUUGUUGAUGAUAGUAAUUUGCACCGAUUUAAGCACAAGUGAUUGACCUUGGCUUAUUUUCUGAAUAUUAAUUUUAAGGCUCUAUCCGAUGUUCGCUCGCUUUUCAAGUUUGUCUCAACUUUUGUCAUCGUUAAACUGCGUUUCGAACCAUCUGUUCUAUAUCCCUUCAGUCGCAUGAUUCCAAACUGGUGUGAAUGAGAAACUGGGAUAUUGCUAUCACCUGAGGAUUAGAUUGGCUCGGAAUUUUGGAAACAUAAAUUCCAUCUGGAUCUGUCAUCUUUUUGUAUUAUGAAAAAUGAAAGAACUGAACUCUCUCAUUUGCCUAAACACUUUCUGUAUUCCUGCCAAUCAAGUAAUUCCCUCAUUUCUGUAUCAGUUAUCUCUGUGGAGUGGAAAAGCCUUCAUGAGGUGAUGAUCCUCCGUAAAAAUGUCUGUCGAAGCUAGUCCGAGCCUUGACGAUGAAAGAGGGCACGCCUCAGCUGAGUCCGAUUACGAUGAGUACCUAGUAAUCCCCGGUGACAUUGACACCGUCUCUGGAGAAGUAACGGAGCAUAGAAUUCCUGAAGAUGGAUCCGAUGAAAGUUCCUCUUGGCCUUUUUCUAGAGUCCAUAAACCACCACAGAAGUUCAAGGCCUCUGAUCGUACUGUUUUUAUACCUGGAGUUCCAAUUGAAUUAAAAUUCACUGGUUAUGAACGUACAGUGACAACUCACCUACUAAAUCCAAACUUGUAUACGAUAGAACUGAAACAUGGCGAUUUCUCUUGGACCAUUAAGAAACGUUACAAGCAUAUUCAGCAUCUACAUCAGCAGCUUCGAAUUUAUCGGGCUACGCUCAACAUUCCUUUCCCAACAAAAGCUCACAAAGAAAAGCGUCAAAGCUACAAAAUGAACACACUCCAAAAUAAACUAAAAAAUAAAGGAGCAUUACCCAGGUUUCCUGAAACUCCUGAUGCGUUAGUAGCUGAUGACAGAAUAGAAGCCAGAAUGCAACAACUAGAACAAUAUCUAUCCAGCCUGCUCCAGAUUAACAUUUAUAGGAAUCAUUAUGAAACCGUAUCGUUUUUUGAAGUCAGCCAUUUGACUUUCAUCCGAGAGUUGGGUAUCAAAGGAAUGGAAGGCAUGAUACUAAAAAGAACUGGCAGCACGCAUUACGGCAGGAGUCCUUGCUCCUGUUGUGGUCUGUGUAACUGCGGUCUUUGUGCCAGGUGCAGGUAUCUUUGCGGCGACAUCUUCGGCGGUUGGCGAACACGGUGGCUAAUCGUCAAAGAAUCUUUCAUCGCUUACAUUUACCCAAAAGACGGUACAAUCAAAGGUGUCAUACUGUUUGAUCAUGGUUUCGAAAUAUCGUCAGGUAUGUUUUCCACAGGGCUACGCAACGGUCUCUACAUCAGGAAUUCCUCCCGGGAAUUCAUCGUCAAGUGCCCCACUCAAAGAAUUGCGAAGGAAUGGAUGAGUUUUGUGAAAGAGAUGACCGCAACAGCAGGGCUCAAGUAUAUUCAAGGCAACAGGUACCGGUCGUUUGCUCCUGUUCGGUCUUCGAUCACUGCGAAUUGGUUUGUGGAUGGCUGCGAUUACAUGUCGGCAGUUGCCGAUGUUCUGGAGCAAGCGAAAGAAGAAAUUUUUAUAACUGACUGGUGGCUGAGUCCGGAAAUCCAGAUGAAGAGGCCUGCUGUUGAAGGUGAUAGAUGGCGACUCGAUAACAUUUUGUACCGCAAAGCUGCUCAAGGUGUGAAAGUCUUUGUGUUACUUUACAAAGAAGUGGAGUUGGCCUUAGGAAUCAACAGCUUCUACAGCAAACAAAGGCUGGUCGGUGGACACUCUUCAAAUAUCAAAGUUUUGCGUCACCCUGACCAAGCAAAAGUGGGCAUGUUUUUCUUGUGGGCGCAUCAUGAGAAGAUUGUAGUCGUUGAUCAGUCUUAUGCUUUCGUCGCUGGGAUAGAUCUUUGUUACGGAAGAUGGGAUGACUACAGACACAGGUUGACCGAUCUUGGUAGCGCUAUUCAUCUCAACCCAAAAGUGCAUUCAUCUUCAGUGUCCUUGCCGCUAACUGAUAGUCCUCCUCAACCAUCCGCCAAUGGGCUAUCAGCAAAAUUAGAUGUAAGAAACAGAAGUACUUCCGAGAUAGAUGGAAUAAAUGAUAGUCCGAAACCAGAAAGGUCUCUAAAUCAAAAAGUUCGUCUCAGACUGGCCAUCGACGAAACUAUGAUGAAUCAACCAAGUCCAGAAAACAUCAAAUGCGAGACACCAGAACCAAAAGACAAAAGUUUGAUGGAAAAAGUGAAAACACGUGGUAGAGAAUUCAUGAGUCAGUGGAGCACCGAUAGUCCAACUCUCAGUAGUGAUGAAGAAAGUCUGGCUGGAGAUGGCCCCUCCAAGAAUGACAAAACAAAGUCUGCUGGAGAGUCGCCGAUGUGUAAAGCAUCUUCCAUAAUACCUGAAGUCAACCCGAUGCUCAGCAAUUUGACCGGGUGUGCAAAAUUAUGGUUCGGCAAAGACUACACCAACUUCAUAGUCAAAGACUUCCACAAUUUAGACCUGCCGUAUCAAGAUUUAGUCGAUCGAAAUCACACACCUAGAAUGCCGUGGCAUGAUAUAGGAGUCAUGGUGACUGGGAACGCCGCUCGUGAUGUCGCAAGACAUUUUAUUCAAAGAUGGAAUGCCAUUAAAGUAGAAAAAGCUAAAUUAAAUCCUUUAUAUCCAUACCUGCUGCCCAAAGCGGACAAAGAGUACAUCAGGCCCAUCAGAUUCAAGAAUUCGCACAGAUCUAAUGUUAAAUGUCAGGUUGUCAGAAGUGUUGGCCACUGGAGUGCAGGAUUUUUGGACGAAGAUCUGUGGGAAGGGAGUAUUCAUGAAGCGUAUGUAGACAUUAUUGCGAAGUCUCGCCACUACAUCUACAUUGAAAAUCAGUUUUUCAUCACUUCUUGCGGUAAUCCUGUUCAGAAUCAAGUUGGUAAUGCUCUCUACAAAAGGAUUUUGCGAGCGUAUAGGGAAAAGACAGUUUUUCGUGUAUUCAUCAUUAUUCCACUCUUACCUGGUUUCGAGGGUGAAGUCGGGAGUCCAUCUGCAACUGCGCUAAAUGUGAUAACUUAUUGGAAUUACUGCUCAAUCUCCAGAGGGAAUAACUCAAUAAUCAGUCGACUGAAAGCAGCUGGCAUUGCUGAUCCCUCAGAGUACAUUACAUUCCAUGGAUUAAGAAAUCAUUCAGUACUCAACGAAGAUCUCGUAACGGAACUAAUCUAUGUACAUUCAAAGCUAUUAAUAGCUGAUGACGAUACCGUUAUCUGUGGCUCAGCAAACAUUAAUGAUCGAAGUAUGAUGGGCAAGAGAGACUCAGAAUUAGCGUUGGUCAUUCAGGAUGCUGAAUUUAAAGAAGGGGUCAUGAAUGGCAAACCUACUCCGAGUGGUCGUUUCGCCGGCUCUCUGAGGAGGCGUCUAUUCCGUGAGCACCUCGGCAUUCUCGGAGGAAACUGCAGUGAUUUAAGAGAGAAACAACUCAUUGAUGUCUCUGAUCCAAUCGCACAUUCCUUCUAUCAUGAUGUUUGGAGGAAAUUUGCUGCGUCUAAUACCACCAUUUUCGAGGAGGUUUUCAACUGUAUGCCUACAGAUCUAGCCGUUGAUUUCUUAUCCCUGAAACGAUUCCAAGAAGAAAUUCCACUCUGUCGAUCAGAUAAAGAAGCCGCAAAGGAAAAAUUGAAAAAUAUCCAGGGUCAUCUUGUAGAUCUCCCAUUGAACUUCUUGCAGAAUGAAACUCUAACUCCGAGCAUGAACUCAUUACAUGGUAUCAUUCCAACGGCUGUUUGGCUGUAAAAUCAUCCUUUUAUAUCUCAAUUUGUCCAGUAUUCCUUUGUAAGUGUCUUAUUUUUUGAAGGCUCAGUAUUAUUCUUGAGGAACCAUUAAAGUAUUACAUGCAGCUCGGUGCCAACUAAUCAUGUAUACGAAUUAAAUCUAUCGUACUCCACUUUGUGGCAUUUCAAAUGAAGACGCUUUUAACCCUUCUCCGUCCUUCUGCGUUCAAAAGCAAUUUAAAACUCAAUUUUGAAAAAAUCUGCAAGGGCCCGUUUUGAAGUAAGCCCUUCAAUUGCCGUCGAAUUUUUGAAGUUUGACAAACUUCUCACCAACUGUCCUAGAUUCGAGCUCUAAGUUUAUAAAACUUUUUUAUUUCUUAGACAGCCUGCUAUGGACAGUCAUUAAAUUUUUAAAUGUUAUUCAAGUUGUUAUUUAGUUACCACACUUUUCUGUGAUGUCAUGUAAGAAUGUUUUUAUUUACAUCUAUUGAUGUGCACAAGUUACAAUAAGUUUUUAAGUUUUACUCAGCUGAUUCAUUUUUAAUUACAUCAUUGGGUCUAUAAAUUACUUAUACUGAUCAAUCUAUAACAGAAAAAACAAACAAACCUUAUUAUGGUGCUCUAAAAGACAGAAACUUAUGGCAAGGUUUCAUGACUUACCUGAAUAA